AUGCCGGUGCGACGCGGACACGUGGCGCCCCAGAACACUUUCCUGGAUACCAUCAUCAGGAAAUUCGAAAGUCAGAGUCGAAAGUUUGUCAUAGCCAAUGCGCGGGUGGAGAACUGCGCCAUCAUCUUCUGUAACGAUGGCUUCUGUCACAUGUGUGGCUACACGCGGGCCGAGAUCAUGCAGAAACCGUGCACCUGUGACUUCUUGUAUGGGCCGCACACCAAACGCCUGGCCAUUGCACAGAUGGCUCAAGCGCUUCUGGGCUCGGAGGAAAGGAAAGUGGAGAUCACACUCUACAGGAAGGACGGUGUAUGCUUUCUGUGCCUGGUAGAUGUAGUGCCGGUCAAAAAUGAGGAUGGUGUGGUGAUCAUGUUCAUCCUAAACUUUGAAGUCAUUACUGAAGACAAACUCCGCAACCCCAACCAGGGCCUGAACCAUCGGCUGCCUCUCCCCUGGCGCUCCACAAAUCGCGCGCGUCGUAUCCGUCUGCAUUUGCCACUCCUUCAGUCACACUGUAACAGCAAGUCAUGUCUACGUGAGGACCCAGAGGCAGGCCGUAGUGCUGACAUCUCUGCCACUGCUAGCUCCAGGCGUGGCAGCAGUCACGAAUCUCUGGCUCUGGGCGAGCUCGUCUCACUGCCGGAACACGAGCAGGUCCGCCCCUCUGUCGCCACACCAUCGGGCACGGCAUCCUCCUCCCUGUGGCCUGAGGACAGACGGACCCUCCUGGGAAGUGAGUCCACGCCACCUCCUUUGGCCCCUACACACUCCUCCACAUUGCCUCGGGGCCAGUCUUCACCACGGGCACACAGGCUCAACCCAGACGCCUCGACCUCCAACUGCAGCCUGUCACAUAGCCGCUCCCGUGAGAGCUUCCACAGCAUGCGCCGUGCAUCCUCUGUAGAUGACAUCGAGGCCAUGAAGCCUGAAUGGGAUCGCAGACACUCCAUACGGCCAUCGAGCAGCAGUACAGGUGCAGUGAACAACAAGUCCAACAUGCUUAACUCUACCUCUGACUCAGACCUCAUGCGCUACCGCACCAUCAGUAAGAUCCCCCAGAUCACUCUCAACUUUGUAGACUUUAAACCCGACCCUCUUAUUGCCCUUCCUCCCGGAGAAAUGGACAUCAUCGCUCCGUGCAAGCUCAUUGACCGCACACACAACGUCACGGAGAAGGUCACACAGGUGCUGUCACUAGGCGCUGAUGUUCUUCCCGAAUACAAGCUCCAGGCACCACGCAUCCACAAGUGGACUGUACUGCACUACAGCCCCUUCAAGGCUGUGUGGGACUGGCUGAUUCUGCUCCUGGUGAUCUACACUGCCAUUGUAACACCAUACAGUGCUGCCUUCCUGCUUGUCUCAGAGAAGGAGAACGAUACCUGCACAUACUGCAAGCCGCUCAACAACGUGGACCUUGUCGUCGACAUCAUGUUCAUCAUCGACAUCCUCAUCAAUUUCCGCACCACUUAUGUCAAUGCCAAUGACGAGGUGGUGAGCCACCCGCUGCGCAUCGCCGUGCACUACUUCAAAGGCUGGUUCCUCAUUGACAUGGUGGCCGCCAUCCCCUUCGACCUGCUCAUCUAUGACAAUGGCGAGGAGACAACCACUCUAAUUGGUCUCCUAAAGACGGCACGGCUCUUGAGGCUGGUUCGAGUGGCCCGGAAGUUGGACCGCUACUCGGAAUAUGGUGCAGCUGUGCUCUUCCUUCUCAUGUGCACUUUUGCACUUAUUGCUCAUUGGUUGGCCUGUAUCUGGUACGCCAUUGGAAAUGUAGAACGCAGCCGUGCCAUCGGCUGGCUUCACACACUAGGGGAUCAGCUCGGGAAACCCUACAAUUACUCCAUCGUCAACUCAGGACCCAGCAUUAAGGACAAAUAUGUGACUGCCCUUUAUUUCACCUUCAGCAGUUUGACCAGUGUAGGAUUCGGCAAUGUCUCACCCAACACCAACUCAGAGAAGAUCUUCUCCAUAUGCGUCAUGCUAAUUGGAUCCCUCAUGUAUGCCAGUAUCUUUGGGAAUGUGUCAGCCAUCAUACAGCGGCUAUACUCAGGUACAGCACGCUACCACACUCAGAUGCUCCGUGUCAGAGAGUUUAUUCGCUUCCACCAAAUCCCCAACCCACUCAGACAGAGGCUGGAGGAGUAUUUCCAACACGCCUGGUCCUACACUAACGGAAUUGACAUGAAUGCGGUACUGAAAGGCUUCCCUGAGUGUCUUCAGGCAGAUAUAUGUCUGCACCUGAACCGUACUCUCCUGCAGAACUGUAAAGCUUUUAAGGGAUCCACUAAAGGUUGCCUGCGAGCCCUGGCCAUGAAAUUCAAAACCACUCACGCCCCACCGGGUGACACAUUAGUCCAUGCGGGUGAUGUUCUCUCUGCCCUUUACUUUAUUUCCAGAGGAUCCAUUGAAAUACUACGGGGAGAUGUGGUGGUGGCCAUCUUAGGAAAGAAUGAUAUAUUUGGUGAGCCCAUCAAUCUGUAUGCUCGACCAGGCAAGUCCAAUGCUGAUGUCAGGGCUCUCACCUAUUGCGACUUGCACAAGAUCCAUAGAGAGGAUGUUCUGGAGGUUCUUGACAUGUAUCCAGAGUUCUCAGAUCACUUCUGGAGCAACCUGGAGAUCACUUUUAACCUGAGAGAUACCAACAUGAUUCCUGGGUCUCCAAGCAGUGAUGACUCGGACAAUAUUGGCUUUAACAAACUCCGCAAACGAAAGCUUUCCUUCCGACGACGAACAGAAAAAGAUGAUGCAGAUGCAGGAGAGCUCAAGAAGAACCAGAAGCCAGUGCGACGUAACAGGAAACAGGUCAGAAGUAGUCAGAACGAGGGACUAAAACCAGACUUCGAAGGGCCUCGGAGUUCAAGCUCUUCCCACUCUAGUGGCGAUGAAAGGGAGGAUCUUGUUCAUACUCGCUCCAAUCUGCCAACAACAAUAUUGGAGCUCUCUCAAGCCCAAGGCACUUCUGUGGUCUUUAAUGACAACCCUGAGGGGGAAGCGGAUCCUAAAACAGGCAACACCUGCAAUGCUCUGUCAGGUGCACUCUCAGGCGUAUCCAACAUCUUUAGUUUCUGGGGUGAGAGUCGGGGUCGUCAGUAUCAGGAACUGCCCCGCUGUAAUCUCCCAUCACCACCACCACAGCACAACACCCCGUUACACAGCAUCACAAGACAGCAGCGGAGCCAACUGGAGAACAGGCUGGACGUGCUGCAGACACAACUCAACAGGUUGGAGACUCGUAUGUCCACAGACAUCAGUGCAAUCAUGCAGUUGCUCCAGAGGCAGAUGACGAUGGUGCCGCCAUCCUAUAGCACAGUGUCCUCACCUCCCCAGGCAUCACUGUACCUCGGCUCAAGCCCAGGUCCUGAAGAGUCCCUCAUCCAGACUGCCACACCUAUGGAGUCUGAGAGACUAUCCUCAAUCUCACAGAUUCUGGACCCUCAGGACUUUGAGAAAUUACCUGCCAAGUCAUGUGAGUCUCUCCAGUUCAUGACGGAGCCCUUACUUAGCCCAGGAGCCACCCCCCUGCAGGCUCUGUCCAGUCUGGACCACAACGCUGAGCUUCCAGACCCAAACACCCAGCGGCGUUUCUCCCUCCAGGAACCACAAACCCCUCUGGACUCACGGACACCGCAAAGACACAGCUCUGAUCCCGGGAGCUAGGGAGGGAGGGAAUGAGGGAGGAUAAAGAAACAAUGAAUGAAGAGAGCAAACACAGAUGGGAUGAGGCUCUUCAUUUUCUUGCCUGUGUCACUACUUUUCAGCCAUUCAAUCUCUCUUUCUCUUCCGCACGUAUCUCAUGGAGGGAACAG
Neoarius graeffei (lesser salmon catfish) is the source of this 3806-nucleotide messenger RNA. RefSeq names its product potassium voltage-gated channel, subfamily H (eag-related), member 2b (gene kcnh2b). Gene Ontology annotation, cellular component: membrane. Lineage: Eukaryota; Metazoa; Chordata; Actinopteri; Siluriformes; Ariidae. Gene Ontology annotation, molecular function: inward rectifier potassium channel activity. The transcript is spliced from 15 exons. Gene Ontology annotation, biological process: membrane repolarization during action potential; regulation of heart rate by cardiac conduction; potassium ion transmembrane transport. The coding region runs from base 1 to 3657 and encodes 1218 amino acids. The record is from RefSeq and is a predicted model, not a curated record.